CUUGAAGCCCAGAAUGGUGGGGUCAAUUAACGCCGUCGCGUCUCACUGCUUGCGGUUCGCGUCUCCCUUGUCAACCCAUGUCAACACCAUCUGUGACAUAGUCGAAGAACAGCACCGCCGCCAACACAUCCAAACGUCGCAUGCCAUAGGUAGUCAGAGAUUCCAAAAGCGACAAAGACCAUGCCCGACUCCCAGACCCCCGCGCAACAGCGCUCCACCUCCCGCCCUCGCACCCCCAACCGACCAACAACCCCCCUCCGGCCCUCCUCACGUUCCUCCCUGCGCGAAUCCGCCCGCGAAUCCAUCCAUGGCCCCAGCGCUUCCUUCCCCUUAAACGCCUUCGAGCCGGCCUUCGCCGAGCUGGCCGACGCCAUGGCCGACCUCGAAGCCAACAUAAUGCAUUUCCAGCUGAUGCACGAGAGUCUGGCGCGGUUCAGCGAGGACUUUGCCAGCUUUCUGUAUGGGUUGAAUAUGAAUGCGUUUUGUGUGGAUUUUCCCGAGGGACCGUUGACGGAGAGCUUUAAGAGGAUGAAGGAGAAGGAGGAGAGGGAGGUUGCUGCUGGUGGUGGUGGGUCGGGGCAGCAGGGGCAGCAGGGGCAGAAUAUGGAGACUGGGAUGGGGACGGGGAAUGGGGCGACGACGACGGUUAAGCAGGAGAGGGAGGGGUUUGAUGGGGAGACUACUUUUAUGACCACCGAUACUUCCUUCGUCGAUAACCCGACUUCCAACAUCUCUGGUCCUACACCGCGAAAACCAUCAGUGGCGCCCAAGACACCCGCUCCAAGACAGUCGAGGGUGCCUGCGCCGUCUGGAACGACAAGAGGCACGAGCGGAAGAGGUGUUGGCCGCGGUGUUACGCCAGGUUCCCGAACGACGAGCCGCGGUGCGAUUACUAGGAGUACAUCGAACGGGCGAGUUGGUGGGAGGGGUGUGAGGUGAAGCGGGAGAUAAUACGGUUCGGAGAUUGACGCAUGUUAUGAGUAAUGAGGAUAUGACGAGAAUGAGAGAAUAAAGGAGGAUAUGGUAUCGAUACCCGCGGCGAAAGAAGCAUAAAGAUGGGCGCAAAUGGUCUCAGGGUUUUACCGGAGAGGUACGAGUGUUGGUCUACCCGUGGUCCACCAGAUCGCGCGGGAACAUCAGAAUCAAUGUCGACGACUGUACGAUCAUCCAGAUGGCGCUGCCUCGAG
This is a messenger RNA of Neurospora tetraspora, 1187 nucleotides long. RefSeq names its product DASH complex subunit Dam1-domain-containing protein. Gene Ontology annotation, biological process: mitotic sister chromatid biorientation. The coding region runs from base 181 to 939 and encodes 252 amino acids. Gene Ontology annotation, cellular component: mitotic spindle; DASH complex; mitotic spindle polar microtubule. The record is from RefSeq and is a predicted model, not a curated record. The transcript is spliced from 2 exons. NCBI's taxonomy places the organism in Eukaryota, Fungi, Ascomycota, Sordariomycetes, Sordariales, Sordariaceae.